This is a messenger RNA of Equus quagga, 1187 nucleotides long. It is a transcript of the gene C1QC, whose product is annotated as complement C1q C chain. Gene Ontology annotation, molecular function: protein binding. The transcript is spliced from 3 exons. Bases 140 to 877 code for a protein of 245 amino acids. NCBI's taxonomy places the organism in Eukaryota, Metazoa, Chordata, Mammalia, Perissodactyla, Equidae. The record is from RefSeq and is a predicted model, not a curated record.
GCCAGCUCUGGGCCCUCCGUGCAGCCUCCGCUCUGGCUCGGUGUCCUCCUGCCUGGGAGACGGGAAGCAGACCUGAGGACAUCUCUAGGACCGGACCAGGAACCUCCCACCCCCAGGUGAGGCCAGGACCCUACCCAGGAUGGACGUGGGGUCCAGCUCCCGGCUCCCCCUGGGCCUACAUCUGCUGCUGCUCCUGCUGGCACUGCCACUUGGGGGCCAGGCCAGCACAGACUGCUACGGGAUCCCCGGGAUGCCAGGCAUGCCUGGGACCCCAGGGAAGGAUGGUCACGACGGGCUGCCGGGGCCCAAGGGUGAGCCAGGGAUCCCAGCUGUCCCUGGGACUCAAGGACCCAAGGGUCAGAAGGGAGAACCCGGCACACCUGGCCACCCUGGGAAAAACGGCCCCAUGGGAACCUCUGGGACGGCGGGCCUUCCUGGCCCCGUGGGCCCCCGUGGGGAGCCGGGCGAGGACGGCAGAUACAAGCAGAAGCACCAGUCGGUGUUCACGGUCACACGGCAGACAGACCAGUACCCGGCCGCCAACAGCCUGGUGAAGUUCAACACGGUCGUCACCAACCCGCAGGGUCAUUAUGACACGAGCACGGGCAAGUUCACCUGCAGGGUCCCUGGCAUCUACUACUUUGCCUACCACACGUCGCAGACGGCCAACCUGUGCGUGCAGCUGUACCACAACGGCGCCAAGGUGACCGCCUUCUGCGACCACAUGUCCAACAGCAAGCAGGUCAGCUCAGGCGGCGUGCUGCUGCAGCUGCAGGUGGGCGAGGAGGUGUGGCUGGCGGUCAACGACUACAACGGCAUGGUGGGCACCAGGGGCUCCGACAGCGUCUUCUCCGGCUUCCUGCUCUUCCCCAACUAGGGCCUACGCCGGCCCCCGGGCUGCCCCAGCUCCCUCAUUUUCCCUGCAUGAACCCACCCUGCCGGCCACACCAGCCAGCCUCUGCGUCCUUGCUCAGGCCAUUCUCCCCACCUGAUGGACUCCUCCUCCGGGAAGCCCGCCUUGACUCCACUGCCCCACGAAUUCUCUCCCUCCUCUGAGCUCCUUCAGGAGGCACUGCUUUGACACUUAACCAAUACCUUCUGGUACUGUCAUUAGUCUUUUCCGAGUCUUGGAAGAGGCGGGGAGAUAUAGAAAUAAAUAAUUAAAUCAAUAAAUCCACAUGCUCAGA